Molecule: messenger RNA, 657 nt
Organism: Kuraishia capsulata CBS 1993
Lineage: Eukaryota; Fungi; Ascomycota; Pichiomycetes; Pichiales; Pichiaceae
Exons: 1
Coding region: 1-657 (218 amino acids)
Biological process (GO): ribosomal large subunit assembly; translation
Cellular component (GO): cytosolic large ribosomal subunit; ribosome
Molecular function (GO): structural constituent of ribosome
Source: RefSeq, a predicted model, not a curated record
AUGGCUAGAAGACCAGCUCGUUGUUACAGAUACUGUAAGAACAAACCUUUCCCAAAGUCUAGAUACAACCGUGGUGUUCCAGACGCCAAGAUCAGAAUCUAUGAUCUUGGUCGUAAGAAGGCUGCCGUUGACGAGUUCCCUCUCUGUGUCCACUUGGUUUCCAACGAGUUGGAGCAGCUGUCCUCGGAGGCCCUUGAAGCCGCCCGUAUCUGUGCCAACAAGUACAUCACCAAGAUCUCCGGAAGAGAUGCUUUCCACUUGAGAAUCAGAGUCCACCCAUUCCACGUUUUGCGUAUCAACAAGAUGUUGUCGUGUGCCGGUGCCGAUAGAUUGCAACAAGGUAUGAGAGGAGCCUGGGGUAAGCCCCACGGUUUGGCCGCCAGAGUUGACAUUGGUCAGGUCUUGAUGUCCGUUAGAACCAAGGAGUCCAACAAGGCUGUUGUUAUCGAGGGUCUCAGAAGAGCCAGAUACAAGUUCCCAGGUCAACAGAGAAUCAUCAUUUCCAAGAAGUGGGGUUUCACCAACCUGAACCGUGACGAGUACUUGACCAAGCGUGAGAACGGUGAGGUCAAGGACGACGGUGCUUACGUCAAGUUUUUGACCACCAAGGGUCCUUUGGCCAACAACUUGAAAGAGUUCCCAGCUUUCUUUGCUUAA